AUGGCCUUCGUUUCUCCAAUUCCAGUGAGAUGGUCAAGCCACACCAGCUUCUCUGCGUCAAAAGCGAUCGUGCUCCGACAUCAUGUUUCGCAUUAUAGCCGACGCCGCGCAUCCAUGGAAGCUCAACAAUCAUCCCCGACCUCCCCAUCUCAGCCUGUGCAGUCUCAGAAACUAGGCCCCAAAGCAAGCACCGCGCCCAAAUCUCAGCCCUCCUCUCGCCCUCCUUUCGCAUGGCUUGACAACUGGUACCCAAUGGCAUGGGCAGAAGACGUCCCACAUUCAAAGCCCAUCCCCGUCACCAUCUGGAAUCGCCACUACGUCCUGUUUCGCGAUACGGUGACAGGUAAUUACGUCGUCAUGGACGAUGUCUGUCCUCACCGUGCCGCCCCAUUGUCAGAGGGUCGACUCUAUGAACGAUCACGUCCCGACGGCAGCAUGGAGACGAUUCUGGAAUGCGGCUACCACGGCUGGCGCUUUGAUUGCACUGGUCGCUGCGUUGACAUUCCAGUAGUGGACUUGCAGAAACGCAUCCCAGCAGCGGCAGACGUCGGCGGUUUGUAUGCGACACAUGUUUCCAUCGCCGGUCUCAUCUUCGUGUGGUUGGGUGACCGUGCUGAAGCAGAUGUUAGCAAAAUCCCAGUGCCGAAGAACCUUUUGGAUCUUGGUGAUCGCGUCACGACUUUCCGGAACUCAUACCGUGUCUUUCCCUUUAACUUUGGCACACUCCUUGAAAACCUCGCAGACCCCGCACAUGUACAGUGGUCUCAUCAUGGAACUGGUCAGGGUAAUAGAAACACCGUGCCACGUAUUGGAAAUCUAGAAAUCCUUGAGAAAGACGACGCCCGCGGCUUUUUCAGAGCCGGAAUUCGCAUCGGUGAUUCACCGUCACAUCGACUCAGUGUUACGUUUGAAGCCCCGACCAGUGUUGCUUAUCGGCUUAAUUCACCUGUUGGCAAAGCCGCACCUUAUUCCCUGUUGACGUAUGCUGUCCCCAUCGACUACAACCGUUCCGCUUUGUUCGCUGUCAAUUGUAACAUCGACAUGCCGCGUAUUCAGAAGCUCGUGAAGCGAAUUACUCCACGCUGGUAUGAACAUACGAUCUCAAACUUGAUCCUUGACGGGGAUUCACCCCUGUUGCAAUGGCAAGAGGCGCAUACGCAGAAUUGCAUUCGCGAUGGGUACGGCAGCGCGUGGAAGAAGGAGUAUACGCUUGCAUCGGGCACCUGGGAUUCCCUGGUAGUAGAAUUUCGGCGGUGGCUUGACCACAACUGCCACAGUAUCCCGCACCGGAAACAAAUUUCAUCCGAGGCGCCAAUUGUUCGACAAUCGAGAGAGGAAAUCAACGACAGAUAUGCUUACCACACGAAGCAUUGUGAAUCAUGUCGGCCGGCGUUGCAGAAUCUUCGAACAGGCCGAGUAGCAGCGUUCGUUGGAGCAGGUAUUGGGUUCGCCACAUUCUUGUGUUCCGCGCUCCUAUUUGCCGCGCUAGGUUUAACUGGUAUCAAAUUUCUCCCACUUCCACUACAGUUAGCGGCCAUGGCAGGAAUCGUAGGGUGCGCUGCAUUUCUGGCAGUAGCCACAGUCCUGGGACACUUCAUCAAGCUGCUCACGUACACCGAGAUUUCAUAUGAUGUCGCCCAUGCAGAAUGACGGAGUUUCUCCAACUACAGUACUGUGCUCCCAGAGAGCGUACAGCCAGACAACAGCAACCGUAAGUUUUUGAGCUUCGCUCAGAUCACAUAAGUAUCGUAAGGCACAGAGUUAGUUGCAAAUGAUUUCCAUCAAUCGAUCCAAUGACUGGUUUCGAGCGGGGUAGUGAUAAGUGCUGCGGCUUUAUUUCCAUGUGCAACUCCCAACCCACGGACUAGAAGUCUGACAUUUCGAGUAUUCGUGCUAUUCACUGAUACAUGUUGAUCGAGUUGCAGCUCCCAACGUUUGCAAAAAAGGCCUGCCAUUCAUGAAAGAGCUCGCCUCCAGUGGCCAAUGAGGAUCGCAUCAUAGUAUGUUCACCAAAAUCGAUGGCGUCUCGACUAGUCCGCCAUCAGUGCAUCAUUUAGAACAAAGAUAUAUAUUCCAAAUCGAAUGCAUCAUUUAGAACAAAGAUAUAUA
Molecule: messenger RNA, 2109 nt
Organism: Chondrus crispus (carragheen)
Lineage: Eukaryota; Rhodophyta; Florideophyceae; Gigartinales; Gigartinaceae
Exons: 2
Coding region: 1-1650 (549 amino acids)
Molecular function (GO): chlorophyllide a oxygenase activity; 2 iron, 2 sulfur cluster binding
Source: RefSeq, a predicted model, not a curated record